AUAGAGCGCUUGGUUCGCCAAAAGUGGGUUUCAUGUAUAUUUUGAUUACGUUUGAUAUAAUAGAAUAAAAUCAAUGACCCUAGUUGUUAUGCGACAACAUGUCUUCAACAUUCAGCGGUUUCAGUGAAGAAGAUUUGCAGCGAAUCAAAUUAGGCGAAACUGGUUCAAACAGCGGUCCUCGAAUAAAUACAACAAACUUCAAAAGAAUAGAAAAAUUAGGUGCUAAAACCAAGAAGGUUGUGAAUCAAUACAAACUUCCAGUGCUUCAAAAACAAGACUCUGACGAAUCAAUUGACAGCUUCUUCGACAAGUGUAAACUUAGUAUUAAAACUCCCACAUCGCCAUCUGCAACUGAAGAUACUAUAAACAACAAUGAACAAACUACUACAGAAAAUGGAGGUAAUGAAGAAGGCAUUGUUAUUGAACAAAAAGAUGAAGAGAUCGAAACUCCGAAAACAGAACUGGAUAGAAAAAGCAGUAAUACUUCAAUAAGCAGGAAAAGCAGUUCAGACAUAGCCCCUGACAUAGUUAGAUGUGUAGAUAACUAUACAGAGGAUGAACUGGCAGCACAUAGAAUGAAGUUGGAGGAGCUACAGUUGAAGCAAAAGCUUAUGGAAGAACAGAAUAAGAAGAGAAAGGAAAUGCUUUCUAAGGCAUUAGCAGACAGGACAAAACAAACCGCAGAAGAAGUGGUUCGGCUAGAGAAGAUCAAGAAGGAGUUGCAAGUAUUAGAUGGGAAGUUUACGCAAGAUAUCGCUGUUUUAAGAAAGAAAAUUGAUCAUGCUUGCCUUAGCUACUCUGAAUCGGAAAAACACUACUUGAAGGUUGAGAAAGAGUUCCUACAAGCGAAGAUUCAAUUGCAAAAGGAAAAGGAGAAGAAAGAGCUCUUAACAGAGCACCUUUGUGCUUUAAUCACACACAACGAGGCGCGAAAGGCUAAGAAAUUAGAGACUUUGAUGUUAGAACUCGCCAGUGACAAUAAAACUGAGAUUAAUAAUACUGAAAAUGUUAAUCGCGAUGAUGUAUGGAAUACGGAUGACGAAGAAAAGCCAGUUGAUGGAGUUGACCAGAAGAUUGGUAAAACGGUUGACUUUACUGAAUCAUGAGUUGAUAUUUAUACUACUAGAUAUUCUAUGAACAAUGAAACAGUUUAAACAGACGUAAAACUAUUAUCAUGCGAAGUAAACAAAAUGCCAAAUUAAAAAUCAUCGAAAGUAACUAAUUCCAAAACUAACAAUAAUGCCCUCUACUGUAAGUAUGUGCCUUAUAACUUGUACCUACGAUUUUAACAGGAUAGCUAUAACAUAAAAGUAAGAUUUAAUUUUAAGACAUUUAUUAUGCAAAUGUUAUAAUGAGUCAUGCCGCACGACAAUUAAAAGUAGUAAAUAUUCAUUUCGGUCAGUUUUUUUACUUAGGGU
Messenger RNA from Hyposmocoma kahamanoa, 1418 nucleotides. RefSeq names its product RAB6-interacting golgin (gene Gorab). The transcript has 4 exons. NCBI's taxonomy places the organism in Eukaryota, Metazoa, Arthropoda, Insecta, Lepidoptera, Cosmopterigidae. Gene Ontology annotation, biological process: non-motile cilium assembly. The coding region runs from base 99 to 1106 and encodes 335 amino acids. The record is from RefSeq and is a predicted model, not a curated record.